AUGGCGACACAAGCAGAACAUGCGACAAAUGGAAUCAAAAGAAGUUUUGGGUGCUCAAGAGCGAAGAAAGGAAUCUCAUCCAAUGCCAUUGUGUAUAAUACUUUAACAGGUGUUUUUUGUAUUUCCAACCAAGUUGAAGAAGCUGAAGGUCUCUUUGCUGAGAUGAAAUCAAAAGGCACAGCUGCCUGCCACCUUCAAUACUCUAAUGGGUGCACCCAGCAGAAAGUUGCAGCCUAA
Molecule: messenger RNA, 237 nt
Organism: Prunus armeniaca (apricot)
Lineage: Eukaryota; Viridiplantae; Streptophyta; Magnoliopsida; Rosales; Rosaceae
Source: the annotation of a GenBank genome assembly